This is a messenger RNA of Enhydra lutris kenyoni (northern sea otter), 1987 nucleotides long. RefSeq names its product delta 4-desaturase, sphingolipid 1. Bases 547 to 1410 code for a protein of 287 amino acids. Lineage: Eukaryota; Metazoa; Chordata; Mammalia; Carnivora; Mustelidae. Gene Ontology annotation, biological process: ceramide biosynthetic process. The transcript is spliced from 3 exons. Gene Ontology annotation, molecular function: sphingolipid delta-4 desaturase activity. The record is from RefSeq and is a predicted model, not a curated record. Gene Ontology annotation, cellular component: membrane.
GGUUACAGACACCACCCCGCUGGGCGCUCGCAGGAACUAGUCCCUGGUACCCCCACUCUAACGACGACGAGUAGGUAAAGAGUGAGGAGGGGUGCAGGGGUUCGGAUCGAGGCAGAUGCUCUCCAUCUCUUCGAAAAAAUCAGGAAGCCAACGGGUGCCAAGUCGAAUAGGAGGAAUGUUUUCUCACAAAGCCCCUACCUGGCUUUUCUUCUCAACAUCCAUUUGCCCAGUAAGCAGAGAAAGUCAGCCCAAAUUUUGCUGGGGUGUCUAGAGUUAGGAAUUUCAUGCUUUUAGAAAUCGGAGUUAGUAGGUCCAGUUAAAUGGAUUUUUAAAAAAUGGAAUCAGUAAAUCGGUAGCUUGAAUCUUUACAGUUGCUAUUCAGGAUAGCCUUUUAAGAGACUUCGGUUAUUGGGUGUGUGCUUUCUUUUUAUUUUUAAUUAAAACGUAUCGUUUGCAUGAUUACACAGGAGAGACAGCGUCCGAUGCAUUUGAUCUAUGCCUUAGACAAUCAACACGCCUGCAAAGUAUCCAGAGAUAAAGUCCCUGAUGAAACCCGAUCCCAACUUGAUCUGGAUUAUAACCAUGAUGGUUCUCACCCAGCUGGUUGCAUUCUACUUAGUGAAGGACCUGGACUGGAAGUGGGUCAUAUUUUGGGCGUAUGCCUUCGGCAGCUGCAUUAACCACUCCGUGACUCUGGCUAUUCAUGAGGUCUCCCACAAUAGUGCCUUUGGCCACUACAGAGCUAUGUGGAAUCGCUGGUUUGGCAUAUUUGCCAAUCUUCCCAUUGGCGUUCCCUACUCAAUCUCCUUUAAGAGGUAUCACAUGGACCAUCAUCGUUACCUUGGGGGGGAUGGCAUCGAUGUGGAUAUUCCCACCGAUUUUGAAGGCUGGUUUUUCUGCACCACUUUCAGAAAGUUUAUAUGGGUGGUCCUUCAGCCUCUCUUUUAUGCUUUUCGACCUCUGUUCAUCAACCCCAAACCCAUUUCUUACCUGGAAAUUAUUAAUACGGUGAUCCAGGUCACUUUUGACAUUAUAAUUUACUACGUUUUGGGAGUUAAAUCUUUGGUCUACAUGUUGGCAGCAUCCUUGCUGGGGCUAGGUUUACACCCGAUUUCUGGACAUUUCAUAGCUGAACAUUACAUGUUCCUCAAGGGACAUGAAACCUACUCGUAUUAUGGGCCUCUGAAUUUGCUCACCUUCAAUGUGGGUUACCAUAACGAGCACCAUGACUUCCCCAACAUUCCUGGAAAAAGCCUUCCACUGGUGAGGAAGAUCGCCGCUGAGUACUACGACAACCUGCCCCACUACAACUCGUGGAUUAGAGUCCUGUAUGACUUCGUGACGGAUGACACCAUAAGUCCCUACUCGAGAAUGAAGCGGCAUCAGAAAGGCAAGGUGGUCCUGGAGUGAAGGUCCUUUGAACUCAAGGAAUUCUCUGUGGAGCUUCAUGAGGGCUGCAAAGUGGGCUUUCUGCGCUAUUAAUCGAAGCCCGGCGAGGCGGAGAGGCUCCUCGUGUGGGUCCCAAGCGUGAGCCCCGCGGUCCCCGGAGCUUCCCCGGCUUCCCACCGUCAGCCUGUCCAGCCCGCGCUCAGCUUUGCUCCCACGGAGCGUGUGUGUCACAUCAUCAUUGUUGAGGACAGUUUCCCUGAUGCCUGACAUUUUGUAAGCGUAUCGUAAAGAAGCUUUAAAAAAAGCUAUUUCUAGUACAUUAUUUUCACUAUAAAGUUGUACUUUAUUAAAACAGCUAAUAAACUGAGCUAUUAAUCACAGUAGUAUUUAUCACAUUUUCAUACUUUACUGUCUUUAUAUAAUACAGUACUGGGGUGAGUUUACUUUAAAAUGCCGCCACCCCCUCUAAAAUCUGGAAAGAUCUUUCCCUAUAAGCUGAAUUUUUAACUUUUACUAUUGUAAGUGGAACUGAGACGAUACACUCCUGAAUCCUGCAGAGCCUCAUAAAUAAAUAAAGGACUUAUUGAGAUCGAUCACA